GCCUCGUAGCGUUACAGUUUCAAACAAGACGAAUCGAACGACGUACUCGCUCGAUUCGAGUAGAAGAUUUUGUGCGGGAAAUUUCUCCAUCUUUUUCUCUUGGAAUUUCUUUCGAAUUCGAAAAGAAUGAGAGGGUACACAGAGGAGAGAAUAAAGGAUCUGAAAAGCUGGAUAGGAAUCGUGGCGAUGUUCGGGGUGCUUUGCGCGAAUGGAAUCGUGUCUGCACAGCCUGUGUACGAAAGAAUUACGCGUGAAAGUGAAAACACGAUGAGCAUCUACGACACGUUGUUAAAUUUUUCGAAGAUGGGAGAGAUCGGUGCAGCGGAAGAAUUGAAUCGAGAGAUAUCAGAAACGAGUAAAGAACGAUACAAACGAUUAUCGGACCAAAGGCGAGCAGAACUAGAGACCUUGAUGGCGCUUUCGAAAAUGACGGGGAAAUUGGUGAACGCGAUCAGGGAAGGGCGUGAAUCGCAGUCAAGCAAGACAAACGGACGCAAAAAAUCUUCGAUCGCGAAAAGAUCGAUCUUCGAUAUAAAUAUGAAGAAUCUGCAAAAACUCUUCAGAUUAUCGGGCAAAUUGGGAUACAAAGGAAACGCUGCGUAUCCAGUUAUCAGUUGAGAUUAUGGAAAAUUACAAAUAAUAUUGGAAUGAAUUUAUUAUUUGUCUAAAAAGAUACAUCGAGU
Apis mellifera (honey bee) is the source of this 683-nucleotide messenger RNA. RefSeq lists its product as uncharacterized. The coding region runs from base 127 to 618 and encodes 163 amino acids. NCBI's taxonomy places the organism in Eukaryota, Metazoa, Arthropoda, Insecta, Hymenoptera, Apidae. The record is from RefSeq and is a predicted model, not a curated record. The transcript has 5 exons.